CGCUGAUCACCGGGAAAUGCAAAUGCCGGUUCUCGGCUGCACUUUCCUCACGCUGUCAGAUCGUGAGGAAAGUACUGCCGAAAACCGGCAGUUGUCAGAGCGGGGAUCGGCACCGAUCAUCAGGGUCACUGAUCAUCAGUGCCCUGAUGAUCGGUGCCCAGCAGUGCCACACACAAGUUCCGCCCACCUGUGCCCAGCAGUGCGCCCACCUGUGCCACCCACCUCCCAGCAGUGAUGUCAGUCAGUGCUGUCUAUCAGUACCCAUUAUCAGUGCCGCAUAUCAGUGCCACCU
This is a messenger RNA of Staurois parvus, 292 nucleotides long. The record is from the annotation of a GenBank genome assembly. Lineage: Eukaryota; Metazoa; Chordata; Amphibia; Anura; Ranidae.